Messenger RNA from Papaver somniferum (opium poppy), 564 nucleotides. Its product is annotated as coiled-coil domain-containing protein 1-like. The coding region runs from base 1 to 564 and encodes 187 amino acids. The record is from RefSeq and is a predicted model, not a curated record. The transcript has a single exon. Lineage: Eukaryota; Viridiplantae; Streptophyta; Magnoliopsida; Ranunculales; Papaveraceae.
AUGGUGACUUCCAGCAGCAGUGAUUAUGAUUAUUAUUACUCCUCCAACUCUUCUGAUGAAGAUUCCCAAUCUUUUGUAGCCAAAUCACGAGCUAAGAUGAACCAUGCUAAGAGAGCGAAGCCUAGCACACCCCUCAAUGACCAGAGAGUUACUUAUGAUGAGAUUAUGAAGAGAAAAUCUGAGGAUGAUAGAAUAGAUGAUCGUCAGCGUAGAAAGGACCAAACCCGGCGCACAGUGCUAGCGACUGAGGAGAAGCUUCGAUCUCAAGCUGAUGGUGUACCUUCUGAAUCUGAUGCUUCAGAAGAUGAACCCGUGUGGGUUCCAAGGGAUCGCAAGAUGAAUCCAGACCGGCAUACCAGAGAGAUCAGAGAGAUUAUGAAACAAGUCGAAGAUGACCUUGCAGCUGAGCGUAAAGAAGAAGAUGACUGGGACUCAAGCGAUCCUAAUAUUCUCCCAGACUUCGUCAAUGGACCCGAUAAUGAUUCCGACGAAGAAGAGGAUUCCGAGAAAGACGAUGAUGAUGACUCUGAAAGAUCUGAUGAUUCCGAUGAAUCUGACGAUUAG